ACAGCACUAGUGACAGCACGCGUGACAGCGGCAGUAACAGCAUUACAGUAUCAAGCCGGCGGCGUCAGGGUGCAAGCCACCGCCGCCGGUCAGGACUGCACGCGGCGUUGGCCCAGAUGGGGGUGUCGCGCGCGCCCUCGGGCUCAGCCGCGCUGUCAGCGCCGGCCGCUGAGGCCCUGCGUGCUGCCCCCCGCCGGCGGCGCCCCAGCGACUGCACAGGCAGCCGCUUCACCGCAUCAGGCGGUUCCACAAGCACUGGCGCGGGACUGGGCGUUCAAGAUCAGGGCUGCAGGCGGCGGCGGCGCAGGCGGGCGCAGCGGUGGCGCUUCGGCGGUGGCCCUCCACAGGCCAUGGCUGCUGUCGUCGCCAGCGCACAAGCUGGACCUGGGCCGCCUCCCGCCAGCGGCGCCCCAGCGGCUGCACAGGCAGCCGCUCCACCGCAUCAGGCGGCUCCACAAGCACUGGCGCGGGACUGGGCGUUCAAGAUGAGGGCUGCAGGCGGCGGCGGCGCGGUCUUUCCCGCCCCGCCGCCGUCCGUGGACGUGGCCCAGGCCCCCGCCUCCCCGACAAUGCGGCGCAGGUCAAGUGCAAUACCUGCUGGCGCGGCAGCCGUGGGAGCGCUUCGGCGGCCCACAGGUGCGGGCGGAGCCGAUGGGCACACCCACCGGCUCUGGAGACCUGACGGAGGCGAGGAGCAUCUGCAGGCGCUGGAGGCCAUGGCUGCUGUCGUCGCCAGCGCACAAGCUGGACCUGGGCCGCCUCCCGCCGGCGGCGCCCCAGCGGCUGCACAGGCAGCUGCUCCACCGCAUCAGGUGGCUCCACAAGCACUGGCGCGGGACUGGGCGUUCAAGAUGAGGGCUGCAGGUGGCGGCGGCGCGGUCUUUCCCGCCCCGCCGCCGUCCGUGGACGUGGCCCAGGCCCCUGCCUCCCCGACAAUGCGGCGCAGUGUAGCGGCGGCGUGACGUGGCGUGUGGCGUGGCGCGUGGCGGCGCGGCACGUAGUGGCGCGUGAUGGGUCACCGCGUGCCGAGUCCCUAUUUAAGCUCCGGGCUGCGGGGCGAUGGGGGGCACGUGAGGUCGCAGCAGGGGACCACUGGGCGCAUACCGGCAGCGAGUGAUGCGUGUGGAGACAUUGCCUUGGACAACGCGGAACAUGGGCGUGGGCGUUGCAGCCGUGGGCGUUGCAGCUGUCCACAGCGCCCUGCGGGAGCGCUCGGGUGCUGCUGCUGGCUAGCUCGUGCAUUGGGGUCUUGCCAGGGUCGUCCUAGGGCGGCGCGGCUUAGCCGGCCAACAUUCAACUGAGCCUGCAUCGUACCGUGGGUAUGGUGGCUGCGAUGCCGACCUUGUGCCUCGUUGUUGCUCUUCCCCGUGCUCAGGUCAAGUGCAAUACCUGCUGGCGCGGCAGCCGUGGGAGCGCUUCGGCGGCCCACAGGUGCGGGCGGAGCCGAUGGGCACACCCACCGGCUCUGGAGACCUGACGGAGGCGAGGAGCAUCUGCAGGCGCUGGAGGUGGGAGCGGUUCGGGGCGAUGUCCCACGCUUUGUCAGGUUGCACUUCAUUUCGACUUUCCAUCUGGGUGGUUAUGUGGCUGGGAUGAGUGCACCGCAUGGCCCAAGCGAACAACAGUACAGUAGUGCGGGUGGCCCGGCCUGGCUGCAUUGGCGCGGCAGGAGGCGUGAGGGCGGUACGGGCCACGCUGACUGUCCACAGCAGCUGUGCGCGGUGGCAUUCAGCAGGGGGCAGGUAGGUGCCAGAGCGCUUGGUGUUGUGGCUAGCAGGUGAAUGCACAUUGAGCAGCGACUGGAAUGUCCGGUGCAGGCUCGGGCACGCAGAGGCUAGUAGAACAGGGAUGGCGGGCGGAGGCAUGCGCCGUGUGCGCCGGGUACAUGGACGCACGUGUGGUAACAGCUGUGGUCGCCGUUUACACUUCUUGGUCCUACCCACAUGUGCACCGCAUUGCAGGGGACUCCUAUGCCGAGAAGCUCAGCAUCAGCUGUGCAGGAGCGGGCGUGCGGGAGAGGAACGGAGGCGCGCUGGGGGCAGAGGGCGGCACGGCGCAUGGGCUCGAGCUGGUGCAGGAGGUGGGUGCGGCGGUGGAGGGGGCGUGGUGGGGCCUGCGUGUGCGGCGGAGGCUUCGCGAUGUGGGCCAUCGGCCUGUGCGAGCUAGCGGGAUGUGGGUAAGCGCCGCGCGUUUUGGGUACAGAAUACUGAAUUACAAUUAGUUUGCGCGGCGUUGGCGUCUGGAGGUGGCCCUGUGCGUUGGUCGCGUUUUGGCACAGGUGAGCCGCGGUUGGGUCAAACAACCGCCUGCAUUGCGCUGACUUUCUCGGCUCAGC
Molecule: messenger RNA, 2335 nt
Organism: Chlamydomonas reinhardtii
Lineage: Eukaryota; Viridiplantae; Chlorophyta; Chlorophyceae; Chlamydomonadales; Chlamydomonadaceae
Exons: 5
Coding region: 117-962 (281 amino acids)
Source: RefSeq, a predicted model, not a curated record